AUGAAUCUGGCAGGAACUACUCGGAACACUAUUCGGGCCAACAGUAUUCCCGGGGAUGAAGGUCCUUCGGAGAGGUAUGGUAUCGCUGUGAAAGGCAAGGGAAGAUAUGGUAUCGGUCUGAAAGGCAAGGGAAGAUAUGGUGUUGGUCUGAAAGGCAAGGGAGAAUAUGGUGUCGGUCUGAAAGGCAAGGGAAGAUAUGGUGUUGGUCUGAAAGGCAAGGGAGGAUAUGGUGUCGGUCUGAACGGCAAGGGAAGAUAUGGUGUUGGUCUGAAAGGCAAGGGAGAAUAUAGUGUCGGUCUGAAAGGCAAGGGAAGAUAUGGGGUUGGUCUGAAAGGCAAGGGAGGAUAUGGUGUCGGUCUGAAAGGCAAGGGAAGGUAUGGUGUCGGUCUGAAAGGCAAGGGAAGAUAUGGUAUCGGUCUGAAAGGCAAGGGAAGAUAUGGUGUCGGUCUGAAAGGCAAUGGAAGAUAUGGUACCGAUGUGAGAGGCAAGAGUGUUGAAUCAGAUUGA
Messenger RNA from Mizuhopecten yessoensis (Yesso scallop), 507 nucleotides. Its product is annotated as spidroin-2-like. Lineage: Eukaryota; Metazoa; Mollusca; Bivalvia; Pectinida; Pectinidae. The coding region runs from base 1 to 507 and encodes 168 amino acids. The transcript is spliced from 3 exons. The record is from RefSeq and is a predicted model, not a curated record.